AUGCAGUCUAUGGCGUUUUAUCUCCUCCUCCUUCUCUCCUUAACCUCGACGACCACCUCCGCGACGACGAUCGGAGUAACCUACUCGACUCCGGCUUCAAUCUCCGGCUCCGCCUUACUCUCACCGGACAGAAUCGCCGCGAAAGUUGUUUCCAUGAAUAUUCCGGCGGUGAGGCUUCUCGAUUCAAAUCCGGCGAUGAUUCGUGCCUUCGCUUACACAAACGUAUCUCUCUUCCUCUCCGUUCCCAAUCCUUUAGUUCCUCUCCUCGCUUCGAAUCGCUCCCUCGCGAUGCGUUGGGUUUAUCGCCAUGUGCUUCCGUUUCAUCCUCGAACCAAGAUCUCGAUAAUCUCCGUCGGAAACGACGCGAUUUCAUACUCGCCGGACGUUUCUCCGUUCCUCCUCCGAGCGAUGCAGAAUAUUCAUCUAUCUCUCGCAGAUCUGAGAAUCUACAAGGUUUCUGUAUCGACUACGUUCUCUUUCUUCAACAUCGUACCCACUGCUUUUCCUCCUUCGUCGGCGCAGUUUCAAAACCCUAACGGAGAUGUGAUUAUCCGGCCGAUUCUGCAGUUCCUCGAGAGAACCAACUCGUCUUUCUUGAUUAAUCUCUUUCCCUAUAAUAUGUACAGAUCCAGCUUCUCGAUUCCGAUUGGAUUUGCUCUUUUUGAAGAAUUCCCUUUCAAUUUCAGAGACGAUCUAACCACCGGAGUUAGAUACCGGAAUCUCUUCGAUAUGAUGGUUGAUGCUGUGAUUAGCUCAAUGGCGGUUAUGGGUCAUGAGAAUCUUCCGGUGAUUGUUGCGGAAACUGGUUGGCCUAGCUCUGGAAUCGAUGCUAGUGAAGUAGAUGCGACGCUGUUGUACAGUGAGAUGUACUUGAAAGGAUUGUUGAAUCAUUUGAGAAGUGGAACUGGAACACCGUUGAGGAAAGAAGGUGUUUCAGAGGUUUAUAUCUUUGAGCUUGUUGAGAAAGAAGCUAAGCAAGGGAUUAGGAAUUGGGGGAUUUUGCAUCAUAACAUGACUGAUAAGUACAGCUUUGAGUUCUCUGAUGGUGGUGAAACCAGAAGAUUCGUUGAGGUUUUGCUUGGAUUCUCUGUGGAGGUUGUGAUGGUUCUUUAUCUGUUGAUGUAG
Messenger RNA from Arabis nemorensis, 1125 nucleotides. NCBI's taxonomy places the organism in Eukaryota, Viridiplantae, Streptophyta, Magnoliopsida, Brassicales, Brassicaceae. The record is from the annotation of a GenBank genome assembly.